CGUGCUGUGUGCCGGCGCCGGAGAGCGCGCCCCUUGUCCGGCCGGUGCCUCCCUCCGCGCGUGCGCACUGUGGCGCGCCGCGCCUUCCUGCGUGAAAAACGGCGCGAGCGGGGGCCGGAAGCGGAAGUGGCGCUGGCGUCAUCGGCAGCGCGCCGCGGCGCGGGGCGACGGGCCCGGCAUGAGCGCGGUGGAGCGGGGCCCGGGCGCGGGGGACAGCGGCGGCCCCGGUACCGGCGGCGGUCCCGGGCGAGGCCCCGCGGCAGAGCCGGGCGGCGGGCGGAAGGCGCGGGGGCGGCCGCGGCUGACGGAGUCGGACCGGGCGCGGCGGCGGCUGGAGUCGCGGAAGAAGUACGACGUGCGGCGGGUGUACCUGGGCGAGGCGCACGGGCCCUGGGUUGACCUGCGCCGCCGCAGCGGCUGGAGCGAUGCUAAACUGGCGGCCUACCUGCUGGGGCUGGAGCGGGGGCAGCGUGCCGGGCGGCGCGGGAAGCCGUGGGAGCAGAUCCCCAAAAAGCCGAAACGGAAGAAAAGGCGGCGGCGCAACGUGAACUGCCUGCGGCAUGCGGUGAUCUGGUACGAGGACCACCGGCAGCGCUGCCCCUACGAGCCGCGGCUGGCGGAGCUGGACCCCUCGGUGGGGCUCUACACCACGGCCGUCUGGCAGUGCGAGCGCGGGCAUCGCUACUUCCAGGACCUGCACUCGCCUUUGCGGCCCCUCAGCGACUCCGACGGGGACAGUGAUGACGCAGCAGCUCCUGGCAGCUCCUCCUGCUCCUCAGGAGGCUGCAGCUCAGGCUCGGAGGCGACGCCAGGGGGUGCCCCAUCAGCACCAGGGGGGGUGGCAGUGGCCCCCCCUGCAGGUCCGGGCCCCCCCGAGGGCACUGCAGAGGGGCGGGGGGCAGCACUGGAGGCUGUGGUCUGCGUGCCACUGCCGCUGCCUCUGCGGCUGGGCGCAGGGCGGGGGGCGCUGGCCGACGGGGGGCCCCCCGCCCUGCUGCAGGGGCCCCCCCUCCUCAUCCUGGCCAGCCCCGGCUAUGAUGCGCUGGGGGGGCUGCAGCUGGAUGUGGGGGGGGACGAGGUGCCCUGUGCUCUGCUGGAGAGCGGGGGGGCCUUCCCCCCACCCCCCCUGGACUCCCAUCUCCCUAAGACAGGCGGCGGCGGAGCAGGCGGGGCCGUGCCCCCCACCCUGACCCCGAGGAGCUCCCAGAGCCGAUUGCCUGCCCUUAUGCGGGCUGCGGGCAGGUCUACGUUGCGCUCAGCAGCUUCCAGAAUCACGUCAACUUGGUGCACCGCAAGGGCCGGACCCAGCAGUGCCCCCAGCCCGGCUGCGGGAAGAGGUUUUAUCUGGCCAACCACCUGCGCCGACACAUGGUCAUCCACUCUGAUCCUGAGCACGGUGGAGGCCCAGGCUCCCAGCACCCCAGGGUCAUCGGGCUGCGGCCCUGUCCCCGUGGCUGUGCCGGUGGUGGCGGUGCCAGGGCCAGGAGUGGCGGCGGCGCUGCCCAAUGGGGCCCCCCCAGGGCCCCCCAUGGCCGAUGACAGCAAAACUAACCUGAUCGUCAACUACCUGCCCCAGAGCAUGAGCCAGGAGGAGCUGCGGAGCCUCUUUGGCAGCCUUGGAGACAUCGAGUCCUGCAAGCUCGUCCGCGACAAGGUCACCGGGCAGAGCCUGGGCUAUGGCUUUGUCAACUACGUUGAGGCGGGUGACGCCGACAAGGCCAUCAGCACCCUCAACGGCCUCAAGCUGCAGACCAAGACCAUCAAGGUGUCCUAUGCUCGGCCCAGCUCGGCCUCCAUCCGUGAUGCCAAUCUCUACGUGAGCGGCCUCCCCAAGGCCAUGGGGCAGAAGGAGAUGGAGCAGCUCUUCUCCCAGUAUGGCCGCAUCAUCACCUCCCGCAUCCUCGUCGACCAGGUCACAGGUGUCUCACGGGGGGUGGGCUUCAUCCGCUUCGACAAGCGCGUGGAGGCAGAGGAGGCUGUGCGGGGCCUGCAUGGGCAGAAACCACUGGGCGCCGCUGAGCCCAUCACCGUCAAGUUCGCCAACAGCCCGGGCCAGAAGUCAGGGGGGGCCCUGCUCAGCCUCUGCCCCAGUGCCCGCCGCUACGGUGCCCUGCACCACCCUCCCCAGCGCUUCCGGCUCGACAAUUUGCUGAAUGUGGCCUACGGCGUGAAGAGCCCGCUGUCACUGCUGCCCAGGUUCUCCCCGCUGGCCAUCGAGGCGGUGCCAGGGCUGGCUGGGGUGGGCCUGGGGGCCCCCGGCGCUGGCUGGUGCAUCUUCGUCUACAACCUGGCACCCGAGGCGGAUGAGAGUGUCCUCUGGCAGCUCUUCGGGCCCUUUGGUGCUGUCACCAACGUCAAGGUUAUCCGUGACUUCGCCACCAACAAGUGCAAGGGCUUCGGCUUCGUCACCAUGACCAACUACGAGGAGGCGGCCAUGGCCAUCGCCAGCCUCAAUGGCUACCGCCUGGGCGACCGUGUGCUCCAGGUCUCCUUCAAGACCAGCAAACAGCACAAGGCCUGAGCCACACCCUGCUGGCCCCCCAGCCCCCGGGACCGGGUCCCCUGGCACCACCAGGCCAUGGGGACCCCCAUGAGCACCAAGGACACCCUGGAGACCAUGAAGAACCCCCCUGGACACCUGGAGACCUUGGGGACCCCCUCCAGGCACCAAGGACACUGUGGGGACCUCCCCGCCCUGGAGACCAUGGAGAACUCCCCCGGACACUUGGAGACCUUGGGGACCUCCUCCAUGGGCACCAAGGACACCAUGGGGACGCCCGAAGGACAGCCUGGAUACCAUGGACACCCCAUCUCUCCCCUAGGCACCGUGGACACCCUGAGGACUCCCCCAGGUGCCCCAGAGCUCUUGGACACUGUGGGGGCAUGGAGAUGCUGGGAGCACCCCUGAAGAUCCUCCUGCCCCACCAACCUGGAAAGACUGGAGAACCCCCAGGACACGCUGGGGACCCCCCAGGCACCCCGAAAACCCUGGGAAGUGUGAAGGAGUCUGGGUAUGGAGGGGCGUCACCUCUAAGUCUCCAGGAAUGCUAUGGGCACCCCAAAGACCCUGGGGACCCCCCAGCACCCAGAGAUGUUGGGGGACCCCCCCCCGUGGGCACUGCAGAGACCCUGGAGGUGGGGGCCCCCUGCCCCUCCCCCCAGCACCAGGAAGCUGCGGCGACCCCCAGCGAGCCCAGGUACCUUGGGGAUCCCUGGGAUCCCCAGCACUCCCUGGGGCAGGUGCCAGACCAACACCCCCCCCCCUUUGUUUUCUCCUCUGGGGGGUCAUGCACCCCCAAAUGGAGAGAAGUGGGAUUCCCCCCCCCCCCUUAGGGUGUCCUGCCCCCACCGGGGCGAGGCUGGGGUGGGUUGUGGAGGCCACAGAGUACCCCGGGACCGAGCUGCUCCCGGGGAUAACGUGGGGGAGGGAAAGCGGGGAGUCCCGCCCCGGGUUCCGCGAGGCCCCGCCCCUACAGCUAAGCCCCCCCCGAUGUCCCGGGGCUUGACCCCGCCCCCAGCUGGGAGACCACGCCUCCGGCGCGGCGCCCGCCUGGGGCGGUGCGCUCUGGCGGUGGCCGGACCACCCGGAGCGGCGCCUGGGGUGCGUGGGUUCGAGCCCCGGCUCCGGCCGCUGCCCCGGGGAGGGACCCCCGUCAGAGCACCCAAUUCGGCUCAUUUUGUCCCCAGGCUGGUGCCAAGUGGGGGCCGUGCCCCCCUCCCCUCCGGUCCAGGAGUCCGGGGGAGGUGUCUGCUCUCUCUCCUUUUUUUUUCCAAUUUGUUUCUUUUUUUGGAGGGGGAAAUUUUUUUGGGAGAAAGAACAAACAAUAACGAAUAAUAACAAUAACGGUAGCGCUAACGGUAGCGAGGAGAGAGACCGACACAGCACGCGGUGACUCCUCCAGAGCGACAGACACAAAACCAUCUAUUUUUGUAAGAGAAGAAAAAAAAAAAAAUUAAAAAAAAAUCCCCUGAAGUCCCCCCAA
Molecule: messenger RNA, 3983 nt
Organism: Harpia harpyja (harpy eagle)
Lineage: Eukaryota; Metazoa; Chordata; Aves; Accipitriformes; Accipitridae
Product: ELAV-like protein 3
Exons: 12
Coding region: 179-2521 (780 amino acids)
Cellular component (GO): ribonucleoprotein complex
Molecular function (GO): RNA binding
Source: RefSeq, a predicted model, not a curated record